Molecule: messenger RNA, 2690 nt
Organism: Eruca vesicaria subsp. sativa (arugula)
Lineage: Eukaryota; Viridiplantae; Streptophyta; Magnoliopsida; Brassicales; Brassicaceae
Source: the annotation of a GenBank genome assembly
CAUGUCUCUCUCUCAUCUCCUUCGCCGUUCCUCCCUUUUCCACCGUCUCUCUUCCUCCACUCCGAUCUCACUCAUCCCGAAUCGCCUCUACAACAUCUCAACUUCCCCCGACCCUAACUCAUUUCCACCCAACGAUCAAUCUCAAUCCCAAUCCCAGAUCCCUCCCAAUCCAAUCCCCUCUCCCUCGAUCCCCCACCGAACCGCAUCCUUCUCCUCAGCCGAAGAAGCAGCAGCCGAACGCCGCCGCCGCAAACGCCGCCUCCGAAUCGAACCCCCACUCCACGCCCUCCGCCGCGACCCUUCAUCUCCCCCUCCAAAACGCGACCCCAACGCCCCGCGCCUCCCCGACUCAACCUCCUCACUCGUCGGCCCGCGCCUCAACCUCCACAACAGAGUCCAAUCCCUAAUCAGAGCCUCGGAUCUCGACGCCGCGUCCAAGCUCGCUCGCCAGUCAGUCUUCUCCAACACCCGCCCCACCGUCUUCACCUGCAACGCGAUAAUCGCCGCAAUGUACAGAGCCAAGCGCUACUCCGAAUCCAUCUCUCUGUUCGAUUACUUCUUCAAACAGUCCAACAUCGUCCCCAACGUCGUCAGUUACAAUCAGAUCAUCAACGCGCAUUGCGAUGAAGGACACGUGGAGGAGGCGCUCGAAUUGUACCGUUACAUAAUUGCGAAUUCUCCUUUCGCUCCUUCGUCGGUUACGUAUAGACAUUUGACGAAAGGUUUGGUUCAAGUUGGGAGGAUGGGGGACGCGGGGAGUUUGUUACGGGAGAUGUUGAGUAAAGGCCAAGCAGCUGAUUCGGUGGUUUAUAAUAAUUUAAUUAAGGGGUUUUUGGAUCUCGGGGAGUUUGAUAAGGCUAAUGAGAUUUUUGAUGAGUUGAAGAGUAAGUGUACUGUUUACGAUGGGAUUGUUAACGCGACUUUUAUGGAGUAUUGGUUUGAGAAAGGGGAGGAUAAGGAGGCUAUGGAGUGUUAUAAGGAUUUGUUGGAUAAGAAGUUUAGGAUGCAUCCACCUACAGGGAAUGUGCUGUUGGGUGUUUUUUUAAAGUAUGGUAAAAAGAGUGAAGCUUGGGAUUUGUUUAAUGAGAUGUUGGAUAAUCAUACUCCUCCUAAUAUUUUGUCUGUGAAUUCCGAGACUGUUGGUAUUAUGGUUAAUGAGUGUUUUAAGAUGGGGGAGUUUGAGGAGGCGAUUGAGACUUUUAAGAAGGUUGGGAGGAAGCCGACGUCGAGGCCGUUUGUGAUGGAUUAUUUAGGUUAUUGUAAUAUUGUGACGAGGUUCUGUGAGGAGGGGAUGUUGGAAGAGGCUGAGAGGUUUUUUGCGGAAGGUGUGGCGAAGUCCUUGCCUCCUGAUGCUCCGAGUCAUAGGGCGAUGAUUGAUGCUUAUCUUAAGGCGGAGAGGGUUGAGGAUGCGUUGAAGAUGUUGAAUAGGAUGGUUGAUGUGAAUCUAAGGGUGGUUGCUGAGUUUGGUACGAGGGUGUUUGGGGUGUUGAUUGAGAAUGGUAAGCUUGUGGAGUCUGCGGAGGUUUUGAGUAAGAUGGGAGAGAAGGAACCUAAGCCGGAUCCUUCGGUUUAUGAUGUGGUGGUUAGAGGUCUUUGUGAUGGUGGUGCACUUGACGAAGCUAAGGAUAUAAUUGGUCAGAUGGUUGGGUAUGGUGUUGGGGUUGCUCAUGUGCUGAGGGAGUUUAUUAUAGAGACUUUUGAGAAAGCUGGACGUCGCGAGGAGAUUGAGAAAACUUUGAAUACGGUUACUCGUCCGGUUAGAAACUCUGGGCAAUCGGGUAGAACUCCACCUGGUGUAUCCUCAGUGUUUGGAGCCACAUCUGCUGCUCCGCAGCAACCUAGAGACAGGGGUCCAUGGACGAGCAACGGAGCAGGGUUUCCUAAUUCAGGUUUGGCCAAUAGAACUGCAGGUCAGACAGCAGGAGGAACUUACAAGGCUAAUGAUGGUCAGAAUCCGUCUUGGUCCAACACUUCGGCUAACCAGCAGCAGCAACCGUGGUCAAAUCAGACAGCAGGUAAACAGCCACCAUCAUGGUCGAAUCAACAGCAGCAAUCUUGGUCUCAGCAACAGGGGUGGUCAAGUCCUUCAGGGCAUCAGCAAACAUGGGCUAAUCAGACACCGGGCCAGCAGCAGCAGUGGGGGAAUCAGAAUACUGGGCAUCAUCAAUCAUGGGGUAACCAGGCAACUGGCCAGCAGAAACCGUGGGCUAAUCAGAGCCAUCAACAACCAUGGGCUAGUCAGAACACUGGCCAUCAGCAACCAUGGGCUAAUCAGUCGACUGGCCAGCAGCAACAGUGGAAUAAUCAGACAGCUGGCCAGCAGCCAGCGUGGACAGGGCAGCAGCAGCAGCCGUGGUCUAAUCAUACAGCUAGCCAUCAGCAACCACAGUGGUCAAAUCCCACGUCAGGGCAUGUAGCUAAUCAAACACCGUGGUCAAAUCCUGAGAAUGGUCAUCUUCCUCAACAACAGGAGCCAGGAUCCUCCCAUGAGUGGCAAGAUGGAGAAGAAAAAAAGGUAGCUGAAUUGAACAAAUAGUUCGAUAACUUGGCUAUUCUUUCUGCCAUCUUUGAUCUUCCUUAUUACUUAAUAGCUUUUGUAAUUUGCCAUUUUCUUUUGUGGGUCGCAAUUUUUGCAAACUCUUUUACUUAUUAAAGAUCGUCAUCAUAAUUUAUAAUAAUACGUUUUUCAC